AUGAAAAAGAAAGAACAAGAGUUGAGCGGCGCCUCCUUCUUCUUGGACGAUCUCCUAGGGCUUCUCUUCUCUUCUCUCUCUUCUCACACGAAAGUUUCCCAUGCGCCGAGCCUUCUUCUCCACGUCGUGUAUGGGCCGACAUUGUACCAAGGAAAGCUCCAAACAUUAGCCAGGCCUCUUCUCUAUUCGAUCAAGGCCUUUGGCGCUGCUGCUCGGGCCAUUAGACACUCCAAAUCCUCCAUGGGCUUCGUUUACUCGCUUACCGGACAUGUCUCGGUCUUUUGGAGCAUUCUGGAGCAUAUGGGACAAGGAGCAUGGAGGGACUUGGCACAUGGAAGCAGCUCAACUGGACACGCAAAGGAAGAAGGGAGAAGCCAUCUUGAAGACCAGCUCGACCGUCUACUCGACCAACCGGUCGAGUUCCUCAACUCGACCGGCCAAGCUUCAACUCGAUCGAGCUGA
Microthlaspi erraticum is the source of this 462-nucleotide messenger RNA. NCBI's taxonomy places the organism in Eukaryota, Viridiplantae, Streptophyta, Magnoliopsida, Brassicales, Brassicaceae. The record is from the annotation of a GenBank genome assembly.